This is a messenger RNA of Symbiodinium pilosum, 264 nucleotides long. The record is from the annotation of a GenBank genome assembly. NCBI's taxonomy places the organism in Eukaryota, Dinophyceae, Suessiales, Symbiodiniaceae.
AUGCAGUUGGGUAAGCGGGCUCGCAUCGCAGCGCUCAGCUACGAGCGCCUUUGCCGGCUUACUGAGCUUCGCUUAGAGGACUUGAACCUGCAGCCGGCGAACUUGGAGCACAUAGCUGGUGCAGUGAUCAUUCCUGACAUCAGCACGAAUGCCUCCGCCGAAGCUGAAGAAGAGCUGGAGGAGCUGGAGCUGGACCUGUUUGCCGACGGCGUCGUCGAAGAUUUGCAGGUGCAGCUUCUGGUGCAGUCACAAUUCAGGCACUAG